GUUUUUCAAAUGUGAAUAUGCGCUUAUUUCACAUUUUCACAUCAGCGGAGAUGCGCGGGCCAAAAUAUCAAAUAGUUUCCGUAGUCUGAUUGACAGAAAGUGAAUAGCAUUCGCAUAUGUAAUGGUAAAUUAUCGUAAACAUGUUUCUGUGUCAUGCAUUGGGUGAUCUUCUGCAUGACAGCCAUAUCUGUGUUCGGAGAAUUGCAUUCAUAUGAUGGAACUGAAGUAGACACUACAGAUUACGAGUACACUGCAUAUGAUGCCGAGCUUAAAAGACCUGCCAUUGCAAGUCAUAGGGUUGUAAGAAAAACGAACGAAAAACACGAGACACAUGUCACUCAUAGACAGGUUGAAUUGAUUUUGACGGAGCCAACUAUUGCAACGACGACAAACGAAGAACGGAAACUAAGAUAUAAUGAAAAGGUCUAUCUACCUGAAGUUCGAGGGGUUGAAAAUACAACCUCUGAGCCUCAUCAAGUAUUCAAGAACAAUAUAUCGAUUGCGCUCAUGGCGGCGGCUAAAAGUUACCAGAAAGACGCAUGGGAUCGCAUCUGUCAACCACUGACAGGCACUGCUCACCCGGACGGGCCACUGGAUUAUUUUGACGCUAUACAGGCCAUGCGUCCACCGAACUUGUUCCCUGCUGAUGACGAAGGUCCAGCAAGCAUCAAAUUCUUUGAUGAGAAGCGAUAUCCUGUGAAAGAGCGAAAAAUGCUGUCAACUAUGAAAAAUUUUCUCAAGUGUCUGCUUUCUGUAAUAUCGCAUGUCGCUGAGGACUCUAAGCGGCGCAAGAUGACUAGAAUGUUCUACACCAGCAUGAUCGGAUGGCUCAAAGAUUCGCUCCUAAUCGAUAUGUACGCACUUCCUGAGCGGCCAGACGAUUCGAUCAUCGGCAUUGAAGACACUGUUGAAGCCCUUGUCUAUAUGAGGAACAAGCACUUUGUUCCUGCUGUUGCAAAGGAGGCCCUGAAAACAUACGAGUUUGUCAGCGUCGGCAGUGAUGAUGACCGCGGAGAGCAGGAGCGAGAGCGCGGCUUCCAGGUGACCACGGCCAUCAUGAUCACGGUCGGCGUGGCGCUGGUGUUUGUGCUCGUGUUGCUGGCCGCCUGUGUGGCCGCUGCUCUCAGCUCACCGGCGCUGCAGGAGAUCGGAGAGCUGCCCGAGGACUUCCUGCCGCUCGACUACCGCCCGUCGCAGCUGAUGGACAGGACCGGCCGUCGAGAGAGUCUGACCCGCUCCAGCGGCCCCCGGGUAGCCGUGCCCGCCGGCUACGACCAGCAGGUCAGGAAACUCUCCGAGCUGCCCGACUCCGACAUUGGCGACAAGGUUCGCCGGACGUCGAUGGAGGCCACCCAGGAGCAGAUGACCCCGCUGCUGGGCAGUGAAAGUGGCUACUCAAACGGUCUAGGUGGCAGCACGAGUCUGUCACGAUAUAGUAUAGGUGACAGCACCCGGUGAUAGCAGAGGAUUGUCGACUGUGUGCAGUUGCUAUGUUUAUGUCUUUUUUGAAUGAAUAUGUUGGUCUGAGAAAAGAUUAAAAACAUUCUUAUCGA
This is a messenger RNA of Amphibalanus amphitrite, 1553 nucleotides long. RefSeq lists its product as uncharacterized. The record is from RefSeq and is a predicted model, not a curated record. NCBI's taxonomy places the organism in Eukaryota, Metazoa, Arthropoda, Thecostraca, Balanomorpha, Balanidae. The coding region runs from base 154 to 1458 and encodes 434 amino acids. The transcript has 8 exons.